GGAUCCCAUGUGGAAUGGUGUAAACAGCUGAUAGCUGCAACCAUUUCUAGUCAGAUUUCAGGGUCUGUCCCAUCAGAAGGUGUGUCCAGAGACUACAGGGAGAUUCAGGAUGGACACAAUGGCUAUCAUUCUGAAGCAGAACCUGAUCAGGCACUGCGGGAUGGAAACAAACUAGCACAGAUGGAAGAGGCUCCACUUUUUCCUGGAGAAUCAAUCAAAGUUAUUGCUAAAGAUGUUAUGUAUAUCUGUCCAUUUAUGGGAGCAGUCAGUGGUACGCUAACAGUGACGGACUUCAGAAUGUAUAUCAAAAGUGUUGAGAGGGAUCCACCUUUUGUUGUUGAUGUUCCCCUUGGAGUCAUAAGUAGAGUUGAAAAAAUUGGAGUACAGAGCCACGGAGACAACUCAUGUGGUAUAGAAAUAGUUUGCAAGGAUAUGAGAAACUUGCGGCUGGCCUAUAAACAGGAAGAGCAAAACAGAUUGGAGAUUUUUGAAAACCUUGUAACACGCGCAUUUCCCGUUUCUAAUGGGCUGCCUCUUUUUGCAUUCAGCUAUAAAGAAAAGUUUGCUGUUAAUGGCUGGAAAGUGUAUGAUCCAAUGGCUGAAUAUAAGAGGCAGGGCUUGCCCAAUGAGAGUUGGAAAAUAUCCAAAAUUAACAGCACCUAUGAGCUUUGUGAUACAUAUCCUGCUAUUCUUGUUGUGCCAACCAGUGUAAAGGAUGAUGACCUCUCAAAAGUGGCAGCAUUUAGAGCAAAAGGCAGAGUUCCAGUGUUGUCCUGGAUUCAUCCUGAGAGCCAAGCAACAAUAACAAGAUGCAGUCAGCCAUCGGUAGGCCCAAAUGAUAAGCGUUGCAAAGAAGAUGAAAAAUAUUUGCAGACAAUAAUGGAUGCCAAUGCUCAGUCGCAUAAACUGAUCAUCUUUGAUGCCAGACAGAAUAGCGUUGCAGAUACAAACAAGGCAAAAGGUGGAGGAUAUGAAAGUGAAAGUGCCUACCCAAAUGCAGAGCUGGUCUUUCUGGAAAUUCAUAAUAUACACGUAAUGAGAGAAUCCCUGCGUAAACUUAAGGAAAUAGUUUAUCCUACGAUUGAUGAGACUCGGUGGUUAUCAAAUGUGGACUCCACACAUUGGCUGGAAUAUAUAAGGAUGCUUCUUGCCGGAGCAGUAAGAAUUGCGGAUAAAAUUGAAUCUGGUAAAACAUCUGUAGUGGUUCAUUGCAGUGAUGGUUGGGAUCGAACUGCACAGCUCACUGCGUUAGCUAUGCUUAUGCUGGACAGCUAUUACAGAACUAUCAAGGGGUUUGAAGUUCUUAUAGAGAAAGAAUGGAUAAGUUUUGGACACCGAUUUGCAAUGCGAGUAGGACACGGAGAUGAUGAUCAUGCUGAUGCAGACAGAUCUCCCAUUUUCCUUCAGUUCAUUGACUGCGUUUGGCAAAUGACAAAGCAGUUUCCCGCAGCCUUUGAAUUCAAUGAGUUAUUCUUGAUCACUAUUCUGGAUCACCUUUAUAGUUGUCUCUUUGGAACUUUCUUAUGCAACUGUGAAAAAGAGAGAUUAAAAGAGGAGGUAAGCACAAAGACUCUAUCGCUGUGGUCCUACAUAAACAGCCAGUUAGAUGAGUUCACAAAUCCUUUCUAUGUAAACUACGAAAACCAUGUCCUGUAUCCUGUUGCCAGUCUGAACCAUUUGGAACUGUGGGUGAAUUACUACGUCAGAUGGAACCCAAGGAUGCGGCCUCAGGUUCCAAUCCAUCAAAAUCUUAAAGAGCUCCUCGCCAUCCGGACAGAGCUUCAGAAGAAGGUUGAAGAUUUGCAGCGGGAAGCUGCUACACGAUCCAUUUCUUCCUCCUCUGAUAGAGGUUCAUCUCCUUCCCAUUCAGCCACACCGGUGCACACCUCUGUGUGAUGUGUAACAAAAGCCAUGUGAAAAAAUUUGUCAGGUGAUACAGAGAGGAGGGUGAAGUGCUUUUCCCAUCACAAAAGGGUUGUGAGUGACUUGUAAUUGCUAUGAUCUACAUGCCUUACUCUGUCUCUGAUAUUGUCAUGAUGAGGCCAAAAAGAGCUUCAAUAGAUGUGAUGUAUUUUCUUGUUGGCAGUACCCACAUGUGUUUUGACAUCUCUAGCUAAAUCACCAAUUGUGAAAUUAAACUUUGUUUUGAGCAACUAACAAUUUAACCAUCCUAAAAAGGAAUCCAUCUGCCAAGCAGACAGAAAAAUGCCUCUCACGCUGCCUAGGGUAC
Molecule: messenger RNA, 2230 nt
Organism: Charadrius vociferus (killdeer)
Lineage: Eukaryota; Metazoa; Chordata; Aves; Charadriiformes; Charadriidae
Gene: MTMR1
Product: myotubularin related protein 1
Exons: 15
Coding region: 181-1896 (571 amino acids)
Biological process (GO): phosphatidylinositol dephosphorylation
Molecular function (GO): phosphatidylinositol-3,5-bisphosphate 3-phosphatase activity
Source: RefSeq, a predicted model, not a curated record